Molecule: messenger RNA, 507 nt
Organism: Eimeria mitis
Lineage: Eukaryota; Apicomplexa; Conoidasida; Eucoccidiorida; Eimeriidae
Exons: 1
Coding region: 1-507 (168 amino acids)
Source: RefSeq, a predicted model, not a curated record
AUGGAUCUGCACUGUAUAGGGAGGGCCCCUCCUUGUCUACCCCCGCAAUUAACAAAGCAACGCCAAACGGACGGCUCAUCGUCUUCUUACGCCGCCCAGAACCCACAUCUGCAGCAGCAGCAGCAGCAGCAGCAGCAACAGCAGCAGCAGCAGCAGCAACAGCAGCAGCAGCAGCAGAACAGCAACAGCAGCAGCAGCAGCAGCAGCAGCAGCGGCAGCAGCAGCAAAAGGAAAAGCGCCAAUGUGAUCGCAGAAAAAACCAUAACGGCAGCAAUAGUGAGUAGCAGUAGCAGCAGCAACAGCAACAGCAGCAAAAGCAAAGGAAGUAACAGCAGCAGCACCAGGAGCAGUAGCAGAGAAUGCAACAGGAGCAGCAGCAGCAGCAGCAGCAGCAGCAGAAAGAGCAGACAGCAACAGCAGCAUAACGAAAGCUGCAGCACGACCAGCAGCAAAAACAGGAGAAACAGCAGCAGCAGAAGCAGCAGCAGCAGCAACACCGCAUGCUGA